Guillardia theta CCMP2712 is the source of this 3645-nucleotide messenger RNA. RefSeq lists its product as hypothetical. Gene Ontology annotation, molecular function: DNA-directed DNA polymerase activity; chromatin binding. The transcript is spliced from 22 exons. The record is from RefSeq and is a predicted model, not a curated record. Gene Ontology annotation, cellular component: mitochondrial matrix; nucleus. The coding region runs from base 1 to 3645 and encodes 1214 amino acids. Gene Ontology annotation, biological process: replication fork processing; response to UV; error-prone translesion synthesis. Lineage: Eukaryota; Cryptophyceae; Pyrenomonadales; Geminigeraceae.
AUGGUUCGUGCGUUGGCUAAUGUUUUGUUCGUCGUACUGUUGUGCAAGGUUUCUUGUCAGGUGAUGCAAUCGACUUUGUGCCCCUUUGCCUGCAAGGAACACCCCUCUCCCGUGUUCAGGCUGAGGGGAGGGACCAUGAUGAAUGUCAAGAGAUCCGACAGUUCGCUGAGCAACGACUUUACGAGGUCGUCUGACAGCAAUUUCAACCCGAGCCAAUCGGCGGAGGACCGAGCGGUGUUUGAGAGGAUGAAGCUAUCUGAGCUGCACAGAGCGCUCAGGGAGAGGGGACUCAAUACGAGGGGUAACAAGGCAGACCUGGUGGAACGACUGGCGGACUUUGAGAGCAAACAGGAUGCCAAGGAUUUGUUCAGCAGCCAGGAACUGCGGUCAAGGAAUGCGGCACUCUUCGGCGACAAUCUUGUGCCAAGAAGCAAGCAGGCGAGGACGGAGGAGAUCACGAGCCCCACAAGAGCCGUCGAUUCCUCCAGCUCUACUUCCUUCCUUUCUCCGCAGCGAGGACGAGGGAUGAAAGUUCUCGAGGAGGUCAAGGAUGUGAAUCAUGCAGACUACGUCUUCGAAGUGUUCGCAACGCAAGCUGAUGCCUUCAAGUUCGCGGACGCUCGUCCUUCGCUCGGGCUACAGGUCUAUGCGCAGGACAAGAAGAACACAGGAGCCAAGCAGUACGUGGCAGCUACUUACAGGGGGUUCUGGAGAAGAUACAAGAAGAUGGACCCGAGCGGACGACAUUUCGCUGAGAUCAUCCGUGAAGGUUCGCCGUGCCGGCUCUACUUCGAUCUGGAGUUUCCGAUCUCUGCUGGGGACAACGUGACGGAGGCGCAUCAGCUGGGGAACAGCAGGGUGGACAAGAUGCUGGAGGAGCUUCAACCGGCUUUGCAGGCGAGAUAUAAGGAAUUUGACAAACAGAUCCAGGUGCUGGAGCUGGACAGUUGCACAGACGUGAAGUUCUCGCGGCAUCUCAUUGUUGCCAACGUUGCGUUCAAGGACAACUCGCACGCGGGUGCCUUCGUCCGUCACUUCGUCGAACUUCUUCCCGAGGUGCUGGAGGACGUGAAGUCUUGCGUUGACCUCGGGGUCUACACUCGCAAUCGGUGCUUUCGCAUCCUCUAUUCCUCCAAGCUCGGCAAGACGAGGACGUUCGAGAGAUCUCAGCGCGAGCACCCGCACAAGUGGCAUCCUGAUCUUCACUCCAACGCGUUCAUGAAGCUCAUGUUCUCUUCGCUGCACCCUUCGGUCGGGGGAGGAAGAGACGAGGAGGAGAACGUCUUUAUGCAUUCUCUUAUCUGCUUCACCUCGCAGCUGGAUCACCUGCUGGAGGAUGAGGAUGCGAACAAGACCAAGAAGGCGACUUUGACCCUCAACUUCACGACAAUCUCAGCCAGCGACACCAGCAGACGAGAAAGUUUCUCCUCUAAAUCUCCUUUCCCCGACCUGGACCGCUACGUAUGCGAGGUUCGGAGCGGGGCCUGGGUGCAGCAGUGGGCGCUGAACCGGACAAGCAUGCGGAUAACUUUCUCUCUGCUGGGGAACAGAUUCUGCGAGGCGAUCGGAAGACAGCACAAGUCCAACAGGAUCUCUCGUUGUCUCGAUCCAGACUGUGCCAACUUUCAGUCUCCUGAGCGACCCAUCCCUCGAGAGACUUUCGAGAAGCAACUCGACGAAGAACUGGCUCCUGCCACUUCCUCGUCUUCCUCCUCCUCGGAAGUUCUUGCGGUAGCGCAAGGGAACAUGAUGAAGGAGCGUGCAAGGCUUGCUCGGCUGAAGAUGGCAAAGGAGAAGAUGAAGGAAUGGGCAUCCGCAGUCAAAGGUUUCUCCUACGACGUGGCAAGUAGGGGAUGGACAGCCGAGCUGUCGAGAAUCGCGGAAUUCUUCAAUGCGAGUGAGAAGGACGUGACAAGAGAGAAGGUCCAAGAAAUGCUUGAGAUCCUCUUCGUCAAGAUGUACCAAGAUAAUGCGAAGGAGGUUCUCCCUCCACUAGAUCGCCGCAUGGAAUUUCACGAGGAGGAGAACGACAUAGUGCUCGUCCGGCCCCUUGACAAGUUCGCUCGAGGCGACAAGUUCCGCCUCAAGCUCGCAGGUUUCGUCUUGAAUGUGGAGGAGAACGUCUGGAGACGAGAAGUCAAAGGCGAAGAAGUGGAGGGAGAGGAAGAGACGGUGGAUCAUCGGGAUGUUCAGAUCAGCAACGCAGAGACGUUUGAAGAGAGUUUGCGAUCCUGUUUCUUCGAGCUCGACGAGACUUCCGGAUUGUGGAAAAAAGAAGUCAAAGAGUUCGAGAGGAUGGUUGGCAUCGACUCGCUCGUUGAUCUCAACGCCGAGCUGAUUCUCGACAUGUUGUACGAGUACACCGAAGGAUGCGAGACGGACAAGAAGGAAGAGAAGGAUGAGCACCAGCACCAGCAGGAGAGGGAAGGGAACGAAGGGGGGAGACAGGGUUUAAGGUCUCUCUGUAGCAUUCUCAAGACAGAGGAGGAGGAGGAGGAGGGGAUGAUCCACAUGAGAUUCGCGCCCUCGCUUGCUCCAGCCCUGGAGCUGGUCAACCUGGUCAACACGAGCAGAGCAGAGGAGGGAGACAUCGUGCUGAAGGCAAACUCCACCGAGAUCAAGAAGCUCAUAUGCACAGAUUUCGUCAGCGGAGCUCUCACAGAAGAUCCCUGCGCCUCCUCCUCCUCCAUCACUGAGCACAAGGUUCUGUCCAUGCUCGCGCGAGCCAGGAAGGCAGCGGAACGCUCCGGCAAGUUGAGCGGAGUGAAGGAUGAGAGGAAGGGGAGGAAAGUUGACGUUCGGGUGUGCGGGGACGAGCUGCUGGUGUUCAACGGAUACAACAUGAAGGAGCGGCUCCGGAUGGCAGGGUUCCGAUGGCGGCAGGAGGAGAAGGCCUGGGCGCUGCCGAUGGAGGAGAUGAGGAGAAGAAUGAGGGGGGCAGAGGAGGCGGGUGCGAUGGCCCAUGGGGGCAUGGCGGGAGAGGACUCCAAGUGCUCGAGCAACAGCGAGGAGGAGACGAAGACGAAAGAGGAGGAGCUGCUGGAGAAUCUCUCGCUCGAGGAGCUGCUCGAGGGCCUCGAGCGCAUGUCCCUCCCCAAAGACUUAUCCUCCGUCUCCUCGCGUUCAGACUCUCCUCAACCAAUCAGCAUGCCCCGAUGUCGCAUCGAGAACAGCACGGUGCUUGUGGAUCGCUGCUACGGGCUCAAGCGCUUCCUUCGCGAGCUCGGGAUGGCCUGGAACGAGACGGCGCAGGCGUGGACCUGCACUCGCUCGCAUGCUGCUGCGAUACUGAACAUGUCGAGGGAGGAGGAGGUGACAGCAGACUUGGUCCUCGAGGCCAUCGCCGGCUCUUCUCACAAGGCAGUCUCCUCCUCCAAGAGCAAGACAAACAAGCUUCCGUACGCCAUCAUCCUCGAGGAGGAGGGCGGGGAGGGGAAGUCAAGAAUCUUGAUUCGCAACUCCUACGACAUCAAGGAUCGGUGUCGGGCGGAGGGCCUGCAGUGGGACAGCAAGGAGAGAGGAUGGAGCUGCGGAGUGAAGGAGGCGGGGAGGCUGGUCAACAUGAGCGCUGAUUCGCCACUUCUUCCACAGAUGUUGGUCAAACAUAUGAUGACUCGCUCAGCUCUUAUCGACCUGGCAGCGUGA